Vitis riparia (riverbank grape) is the source of this 1778-nucleotide messenger RNA. RefSeq names its product probable aspartyl protease At4g16563. The coding region runs from base 13 to 1464 and encodes 483 amino acids. NCBI's taxonomy places the organism in Eukaryota, Viridiplantae, Streptophyta, Magnoliopsida, Vitales, Vitaceae. The transcript has a single exon. Gene Ontology annotation, cellular component: extracellular region. The record is from RefSeq and is a predicted model, not a curated record.
CAGAAAAUCACAAUGUCAUCACCCUUCACUAUUGCCACUUUUUUCCUCUUGUUUUUACUCACUGCAUUAAGCGAUGCUAACCAAUCCCUUGCAAAAAAGCAGAGAAACCCUAAUUCACUGGUUCUAGGCCUGACUCAUUCAAGGGCCUUUUAUCCCUCUAUGAAAAUCUCUGAUAAUGGUUUGACAAAGAAACCAUCAGAGAUGAUAGACAUGAUGGAGCCACUGAGAGAAGUUAGAGAUGGUUAUCUAAUAUCUCUAAAUUUAGGGACGCCUCCAAAGGUCAUCCAAGUGUAUAUGGACACUGGGAGUGACCUGACUUGGGUUCCUUGUGGGAACCUAUCUUUCGAUUGCAUGGAUUGCGAUGACUAUAGGAAUAAUAAGCUAAUGUCUACUUAUUCUCCUUCUUAUUCCUCUUCAUCCCUUAGAGACCUUUGUGUUAGCCCCCUCUGCAGUGAUGUCCAUAGCUCCGAUAACUCUUAUGAUCCAUGCGCUGUAGCUGGAUGCUCAUUAAGUACUCUUGUCAAAGGCACAUGUCCUCGACCAUGCCCAUCAUUUGCUUACACUUAUGGUGCUGGAGGGGUCGUCAUUGGAACACUCACUAGGGAUACCCUUACGACUCAUGGGAGUAGCCCUAGCUUUACACGGGAGGUUCCAAAUUUUUGUUUUGGUUGUGUUGGGUCCACUUACAGGGAGCCAAUUGGGAUUGCAGGGUUUGGUAGGGGUGUACUUUCUCUCCCUUCACAACUAGGGUUUCUUCAGAAGGGCUUCUCUCACUGCUUCUUGGGGUUCAAGUUUGCAAACAACCCCAAUAUUUCAAGCCCAUUAGUCAUAGGAGAUCUUGCAAUUUCUUCCAAUGACCAUUUGCAGUUCACUUCACUGCUGAAGAAUCCCAUGUACCCUAACUACUACUAUAUUGGUCUAGAGGCUAUAACGGUGGGCAAUGCCACUGCGAUUCAGGUGCCUUCAAGCCUGAGGGAGUUUGAUUCACAUGGCAAUGGGGGUAUGAUAAUUGACUCAGGAACUACUUAUACUCACCUACCCGGGCCUUUCUACACACAACUUCUUUCGAUGCUCCAGUCAAUAAUAACGUACCCCCGAGCCCAGGAACAAGAGGCACGAACUGGUUUUGAUCUUUGCUAUAGAAUCCCAUGUCCAAACAAUGUUAUUACAGAUCAUGAUCAUCUUCUUCCUUCAGUCACCUUCCAUUUCUCCAACAAUGUUAGUCUUGUUUUGCCCCAAGGGAACCAUUUCUAUGCCAUGGGAGCUCCAAGCAACUCCACUGUGGUGAAAUGCCUGUUGCUCCAAAACAUGGAGGAUAGCGACUCUGGACCAGCUGGGGUGUUUGGGAGCUUCCAACAGCAGAACGUGAAGGUUUUGUAUGACUUGGAGAAGGAGAGAAUUGGUUUCCAACCAAUGGACUGUGCUUCUGUUGCGGCUUCUCAAGGAAUUAUACACAAAACAUAAUUUCUUUUCCGAACGGUGGUUCAUGGUGGUUCUUGCUGUUACUACAUAGUGCGUUUUUGGGAUCAAUGAUCAACUGAAAAAGUGCACACAGCAUCUACUCAUGGCAGUUCUUUGGGCUUCAAUAAUGUCUUUCUUUCUAUCUUGUCUAAUCUGGCAGUUCUUUGGGCUUCAAUAAUGUCUUUCUUUCUAUCUUGUCUAAUCUUCGAUGAACUUGGUUGGCAGUAGGGUUUUGUUUCUUUAUGGAACUUGAUGACUUUCGUCAUGUUUGGUUUUGGAUUAUGAAGAAAGUGAGUUGGAUGUAUUCUUCCUCUUAA